Molecule: messenger RNA, 761 nt
Organism: Camponotus floridanus (Florida carpenter ant)
Lineage: Eukaryota; Metazoa; Arthropoda; Insecta; Hymenoptera; Formicidae
Gene: DCTN6-p27
Product: dynactin subunit 6
Exons: 5
Coding region: 125-715 (196 amino acids)
Biological process (GO): mitotic spindle organization
Cellular component (GO): dynactin complex
Molecular function (GO): dynein complex binding
Source: RefSeq, a predicted model, not a curated record
GAAGUAUCGCUUUCAGGGAUCACCUAAAAGUAGGCCAUGACAUCUCUCAGUUUUUUCUCUGGCACAGCUUUGCAUCACCAGCAGAGAAUUGUCAUCUGUCAUUGGAGUCAAACUGUUAUCGUAAAUGGAUGGGAAAACAACUUCUAAUUCUUCCGGCUAUCGCCGCGCGAACUUGAAAAUUGCACCUGGCGCAGUAGUAUGCGAAGAAAGUAUUCUGAAAGGAGAUAUUUCCAUCGGUGCAAAAACUAUAAUCCAUCCCAGAGCAUGCAUUCUGGCAGAGGCUGGUCCAAUUAUCAUAGGAGAAGGUAAUAUAAUCGAAGAAAUGGCAACUAUAGCCAACAGAUCACCUCCUGAUGUUCCGGAAUCCGCAACAGUACCAGUACAGAUAAUAGGAAAUUAUAAUGUUUUUGAAACUGAUUGUAUGUGUGAAUCAUUUAAAGUUGGAGAUAACAAUAUUUUGGAAGCAAAAGCUCAUGUUGGUCGAGAAAUUGAAUUAACCAAUGGAUGCGUAAUUGGGGCUGCAUGUUCUUUGACUGAACGAGAAAUUGUACCCGAAAAUAUGAUAGUAUAUGGAAGUCAGAAUCAACGAAGGGAAAUGAAUGACAAGCCAUAUCCUCAGAUUGGACAGUUGGAUUUUCUGCUAAAAGUGCUCCCAAACUAUCAUCAUUUUCGCAAAUCGAACAUGAAGCCAAAGCUUGGGGCUAAUAAUAUGUAAUAUUCAAUUUUUUAUAAUCAUAAAACGAGAGAAAGCGAGAGUAUAA